UUGUCUUUUCUUAUAUUGGUUUUCCAUUUUUUGUGUGUGUAGGUUGCUAUGGUGUUGAUGGAGAGAGUGACUCUAUCAUGAGCUCAGCUUCAGAAAAUUCCACGGAACCUUGGUUUUGUGAUGCAUGCAAAUGUGGUGUCACACCUAGUUGUGAAUUGUGUCCUAACCAGGAUGGGAUCUUCAAGGAGACUGAUGCAGGCAGGUGGGUCCAUAUUGUUUGUGCCCUCUAUGUUCCAGGAGUGGCAUUUGGAGAUAUUGACAAACUGCGGCCAGUAACACUUACAGAAAUGAAUUAUUCAAAGUAUGGUGCCAAGGAAUGCAGUUUUUGCGAAGAUCCUCGUUUUGCCAGAACUGGUGUAUGCAUUAGUUGUGAUGCUGGAAUGUGCAGAGCUUACUUUCAUGUGACCUGUGCUCAGAAGGAAGGCCUUCUCUCAGAAGCAGCAGCAGAAGAGGACAUAGCUGACCCUUUUUUUGCUUAUUGUAAACAGCAUGCGGACAGGUUAGACAGAAAAUGGAAGCGGAAGAACUACUUGGCAUUACAAUCUUACUGUAAAAUGUCCUUGCAGGAAAGAGAAAAACAGCUCUCGCCAGAAGCUCAGGCUCGCAUCAACGCCAGGCUACAGCAGUAUCGUGCCAAGGCAGAGCUGGCUCGCACCACCAGGCCUCAGGCCUGGGUUCCCAGGGAGAAGCUACCACGACCGCUUACUAGCAGUGCUUCAGCCAUACGUAAGCUUAUGCGCAAAGCCGAGUUAAUGGGAAUUAGUACAGACAUUUUUCCAGUGGAUACUUCAGAUACUAGUUCCAGUGUUGAUGGAAGAAGAAAACAUAAACAACCAGCUCUCACUGCUGAUUUUGUGAAUUAUUACCUUGAGAGAAAUAUGCGCAUGAUUCAAAUCCAGGAGAAUAUGGCUGAACAGAAGAAUAUCAAGGAUAAAUUAGAAAAUGAGCAAGAAAAGCUUCAUGUGGAGUAUAAUAAGCUGUGUGAGUCCUUGGAAGAGCUACAAAAUAUGAAUGGAAAACUGCGAAAUGAAGGGCAAGGCAUUUGGGCUCUGCUGGGUAGAAUCAUUGGACAGAAAUUGAACAUACCAGCAAUUUUACGUGCUCCUAAGGAAAGGAAACCAAGUAAAAAGGAGGGAGGAACGCAAAAGACAUCUAUGCUUCCGGCUGUACUCUAUAGUUGUGGAAUUUGCAAGAAGAACCACGACCAACACCUACUGCUACUGUGUGAUACUUGUAAACUCCAUUAUCAUCUUGGUUGCCUGGAUCCACCUCUUACAAGGAUGCCAAGGAAGACCAAGAACAGUUACUGGCAAUGCUCAGAGUGUGACCAGGCAGGUAGCAGUGACAUGGAGGCUGAUAUUGCCAUGGAAACCUUACCAGAUGGGACCAAACGAUCAAGGAGGCAGAUAAAGGAACCAGUGAAAUUUGUUCCUCAGGAUGUGCCACCAGAACCGAAGAAAAUUCCAAUCAGAAACACGAGAACUAGAGGACGAAAACGAAGCUUUGUGCCUGAAGAAGAAAAAGCUGAGGAACGGAUUCCCAGAGAAAGGAGACAGCGACAGUCUGUUCUGCAAAAGAAGCCCAAGUCAGAGGAUUUAAGGACUGAAUGUGCUACCUGCAAAGGGACUGGAGAUAAUGAAAAUCUAGUCAGGUAG
Molecule: messenger RNA, 1655 nt
Organism: Pelecanus crispus (Dalmatian pelican)
Lineage: Eukaryota; Metazoa; Chordata; Aves; Pelecaniformes; Pelecanidae
Source: RefSeq, a predicted model, not a curated record